This is a messenger RNA of Hylaeus volcanicus, 1754 nucleotides long. RefSeq lists its product as uncharacterized. The coding region runs from base 571 to 1620 and encodes 349 amino acids. The transcript is spliced from 4 exons. Gene Ontology annotation, cellular component: mitochondrion. The record is from RefSeq and is a predicted model, not a curated record. NCBI's taxonomy places the organism in Eukaryota, Metazoa, Arthropoda, Insecta, Hymenoptera, Colletidae.
GCAUGGAGCCUUAUUUUGUUGCGUCUAAAAAUGAUUUAAUACGUAUUUUGGAAAAUCAACGAAGAACGUGACGUAAAAUGAUGUGUUCCGUGUCACGUGCUAGUGUCCGUCAAAUAAUUUCUGGUUUACAUAACGUUGAAUAUGUACGCUACUGUUUUCUUGAGCAUAAGGUGACACACCAACCGUGCAUGUUCUGCUUGUCAUUGGUCAGUGCUUGUUUGGUUAAAAAUAGUAUAUCAAAAUGGCUAUCAUCACAAAUACGUUUCUGUAGUUGAUAUACAGAGUUAUAUCUACAGAUUUCUAGAGAUAUAUAUAAUUAACCGGUUUGGAUGACGUUUCUUCGAUCACUGCAUUUUACAAAGCUGUGCUACUAAUCGAUAAAUACCGUGUGUUAACUCGUAAGCUUGUAGAGAUUACGACGUGUUGUUAGGUUAGACAAUUUCACAAGUGCUACGGUGUAAAAUAAUUUACAUAACGUCAAUUACCACGUCGUAUACCACAUUUAAGAUAGAUUAAAUAAACAGUGUACGAGUGACAGUGAAUAAAUUUGUAAAUUCUCUAACUUCUACAAUGGUAUUAUCACGCAUCAGUAGUUUUCCGGAAUUACUGGCAACCGUUUCUCGUGUUUCACACGCAGCAAGUGUCAUAGGCGAAGUGCAGUGCACGCGGUAUGCGGCGGUGCAUCAAAAUCGCAUAAAUAGUCUCCACGUGACAAGCGUCCGCCGUUAUCCUGAUCCCCCUACUCUGCCGCUUCCUACGAACGUCUCUGAAAUAUUUGCGAACGAAACCGGUCGCUUUACCCCCGAGAGGUCGCGUGAUAUCGCGGCACCCGUGCUGCUCUAUGGAAAAAACGAUUGCAAAUCUUUCUUUACCGAUCAAUCAACAAAGUCGAUGGAACAUUCGAGCAUUCCGGUAACCUGCGGGGACACGCACGUGGACUCGUACGAUUGUUUUGGCGCGAUCAGUUUGAAUGGCACGAUGCAAAGCAACGUACCAAAACCGUUCUGCUCUAGCGGAAAAUCAACCCAUUUGAACAUGCCUGGCGGCCAAUGGGCCAGGGACGGCAAGUACAUCGCCGAAGACAUGCAGAAAUCGCAUUAUCGAAGCACUCACUUACCGCAACCAAAACUGGGCACUAGUGGUCUCGCAAGUCAGAUCCUCGCAACGACCACACUUAUGCGAACAGUAUUUCGACCAACCCAUAUCCUCGGUAUGAGAUAUACGACAAAUAUGCCAAAGCAGUCGAACCCUGCACAGACCGCCGAUACAAAGCAACAACUGGCUUUGGCCAAGAAAGAAAGAUUUCGAAGAAUAGUAAAGGAUUACGGAUCUACCGUUGUUGUGUUUCAUAUAGGAAUCUCUCUUAUAUCUCUCGGUACUAUAUAUACAGCUGUAAUUAGUGGAUUAGAUUUAACGCCUAUGAUUACAUCCAUGUUAAACGAGGAGAACCAAGAUCUGGUAAAGAUAUUAAAUUAUUCGUCAAACUUUUUGCUAGCAUACAGCAUUCACAAGGUGUUUGCACCUGUCCGAAUUGCGAUCACAUUUUCCGUAGUACCAUUUCUUGUACAAUACCUACGAAGAAUCGGGUUGCUUAAACCUCCGAAAGUAAAAACUAACUGAAGUUGUUCACGUCGUUUGAAUAAUUAUUACUAACUUCGUAUGGCACAAUUUAUGCAAUGUAAAAUAUUAUAUAUAUAUACAUAUACAUUUUGUAAUCAUACAUUUGUAAACGAAUAAAUUUAAUUAAACAAACA